Molecule: messenger RNA, 558 nt
Organism: Aspergillus tanneri
Lineage: Eukaryota; Fungi; Ascomycota; Eurotiomycetes; Eurotiales; Aspergillaceae
Exons: 1
Coding region: 1-558 (185 amino acids)
Source: RefSeq, a predicted model, not a curated record
AUGUCCCUACGUCUACUACACUGUACGCAGAUUACUCAGUUCCAGGGGGUAUCUACUAAUCCAGAUGUUCAACCCUCGCAGCAUGUUAUACCGCAUUCCGCAUUUUUUAACAAGCAUCCGCAGAUUGCUCACAUUCGUCCCUUUGGUUGUUGUGUUUGGUAUUAUAACGACCCAGGACAUCAAGAUUUCAACAAGAUUGUUGGCCGCGGCGCUCCAGGUGUUUACAUCAGCAGCAAUUCUUCAACCAAUUAUAAGGUCUACGUCAAAGAGACAAACAAGGUUAUUCGGACUGGCCAUGUUUCAUUCAACGAACAGGCUCAGAGGGAACAGCCUACGGAAAUACUGCUUACUUCUACCGUACCUCCCAAUCCUGGCCCUGAACAUCUCGCGCAGGAAGCGCUGCAUCUCAUGGGGAUUCUCCCGCGGAGGAUAACGGACAAUCUGACUGGGUUCGACCUGCUAAAGGCUUUGCUCCAUUCGCAGGAUUUACCCCUACUUCGCCUGCUUCUGCUGAGGCAAAUCGACCUCCGACUCCGAAUACUUGGCAGGAAGCAAUGA